CGUAAAUACUUGCUUGAAUUAUUGAUGAUUGUCAGUUGAAUUUUAUGCAGCUCGCACUCAUUUGCACGAAAUUAUCUUUACUGCGCGAGUGCAUGCUGGGCUCUCAGAGAAUAUUAGUUUCUGUUAUUACCCGGUAUACCGGUACCCUAGCCCUAACUGCCUAAGCCAAGGCCUAACUAACUAUUACUUGAAGUGUGACUGUGAGUGUGAGUGCUGGAACUUACUAAUACUAAGUAAUAGUUGAAGUGCACGCGGCACGUGUCUGUAGCAGUGUGAGAGCAGUUCCGGAGAAGGUUGUUGCUGUCCCAGCUGUCUCUGGUUAGACCGGGUUGCUCCUCUUCCUCUGCUUGAGCCGGUAGCUACAUGAGUUGUGACACACCGCAGCAGCGCAUUUCCGCGGAUUCCGCUCAACAUUUGCAUUCGCGUGACGUGCGGCAGAUUCACGCACCUGAUUUGACCCUGCUACGAACAGCAAUCACCAGAACUGGUACUGUUAGCUCGUUUGACCCGGCAGAGCGCUUGUGACUUGUGUCGAAACGUUCGCCAAUCGGCUCGGAAUCGUGUACUCACUCGACCUUGUUGCUGAGCGCUUACAGGAUUUGUGGGGCACACGGUGUCGGUAGCACUUUACCGACCUCCACCGCGUUCCCCACGUGCUCCGAGCUAGGGAGACAUCUACAAUUUAACUAGAGAGCGAGAGAGAGACUGAGAGAGAGAGAGAGAGAGAGAGAGAGGCUAGAGGAGCGUUCAAUCGUCGGUCUAUACUCGUCUACACGUCAGAUAUUUCGCGGCACUUGCCUCGAGUGAAGUGCAGUCCUUACCUAGCGGGUGUCGCUGAGCCUAUUGUUACUCUGUUCUGGCCAUCCAUCCAGCAAGUGUGAGGAGAACGCCAGGCCUGUAGAGGCUGUCACUAGCUCAGGAGCAGACACAAAGCUGCACAGGGAGAAAACGCGCGCCUCAGUCCAUAAAAUCAGUCCAGUUGUCCCCUGGAAUUGGUGGUUGUUCUUUCCAAGAGGACUGAGCGUCGGUGUUCAAUUUGAAAGCUUCUGUUCACGAGGAGAAGAUACCGUUGUGCACACUGCCUGGAAAUGGAUGCUUGUAAGGCGGCGGUCAAGGCCCUGCGAAACAGUCCAGCAGCGGUUCGUCGAAAAAUAAGCGGAUCGACUUCAUCGACGCGAAUGGAAAGGUUACGAGAGGACUGGUUGAAUGAGAAUGACGCCGUCAUGGCCGGUAUAUCAUUCUUUGUAAAGUUUCUCGGAUCUGUUGGAGUUGAUCAGACCUCCGGCCAAGGCUGCACGGACCGAGCCGUUCGGAAGAUCUGCGUAUCGGCCAAAGAGCAAAAGGAGAAGCUGGAGAAGAUCUCGCUGCGCGUCUCUGCAAAGAGCAUCAGCAUGUCGACGCUCUCUUCGGACGCAAGAACUGUGGAAUACCCUAUCUAUAAAGUUACCUACUGUACAGUGGACACGUACAAUGACAAGAUCUUCACGUUCAUUGCGCAAUGUCCAAAGACCCUGGACAUCCUUUGCUACGCAUUUCUCUGCAACAAGAAAUCUAAGGCAAUGGCAGUGACGCUGUCAGUUGCGCAGGCCUUCAACAUCGCGUUUGAGAUGUGGGAGAGCACAAAGGAGCAACAGCAGGCGGAUGAGGCUGGACAGAAGAAUGGUGCGGACUCAACCACAAGACACCCCAGUUUACGGCACCGCACGCGCUCCGAAGGCGGCGCCAUUGGAAAUCGAGUGUCGAACGGCCACAACACAAGUCGAGGAUCUUUAGAUCUGGUGUUGGAAGGCCGUCAGCAACCAGUAGCAACACGAGUCGGCACAGCACCCACCAGCAAUGGUCACAGCGAGGCCAUGAUAUCUACUGUGAACGGAGACACAUUACGCAGCUGCAGCGAUGGGGCUGUGUCCGAUGAGGAGUUGGACGCAGAGUUCACUCGAUUGGCACAGGCCAGAUCAACGCCCAAUCUUUUGGAUAUUGGCCGGAUACACAUACGCGCGCCUGCUGACAUCACAGCAGGUGGGGGCACGGGGGCUGGCAGCAGCGACGAGAAGCUGGACGAGUACAAGAACGGCGAGAGCAACCCGUCGGUGCUCUUCCGCAUGGUCUCUCGCGAAGACCUGAUAAGCCCCACCACCAGCCCGGAAAGCCCGUCGGGGACGAGCUUGUGACCGUUCGUUUUCUAAUCUUUCAAGCGUACCCGGGACUCGUGGCAUGCCCUUGUUUGUUUCUACUUCAAGUUGUACCUGACUUGGAAGCCUCUCUGAGCUAUCAUUGGAGCAGCUGUUUGUAUUACGUCACAUUCGUCUUUUGGAUCGUUUGGCUGUUAGUUUCAGGCUGCCUGCUUGAAUGAGCUGUUAUCAUAAUCUUCCCGUUGAGCAGUCAAUGCAUUGUCUUGAGUCUAUCCUGCUGGUUGAAGAAGCUCCUACUGUUGCUAGUUCUUGACUGCUGCUGCUGUUGCCUGGUGGCGCGGCGUAUAUGCUGCACUGACGCGUCAUUCGUAUUCUUCCUGGUCUUCGGCAAUCUCCCGUUGGCCACGCCGCAAUACCAAUUCUCGUGUUCUUACACUACUUUGCGGUGUUCUCUUUUCAACUUGAGGUUCCUUUUGCUGGCAAAGAUCGAUAUCCUUAAAUUAAUGUGUGCCCCUUUUGGCAGUUUAUUUACUACUUUUUCUAGCCCAGUUUUGCCAUACAUCAGCCAGGCCAGCAUGCACACACGGUCUUGUAUCCUGUACAUACAUGUAUGAUGAACAGCAACUACUUACUUACCACA
This is a messenger RNA of Sycon ciliatum, 2772 nucleotides long. Its product is annotated as low density lipoprotein receptor adapter protein 1-like. The transcript has 11 exons. The record is from RefSeq and is a predicted model, not a curated record. The coding region runs from base 1089 to 2171 and encodes 360 amino acids. Lineage: Eukaryota; Metazoa; Porifera; Calcarea; Leucosolenida; Sycettidae.